AUGCACCACGACUGCGCUCCCCCGAUCGUGCACCGCGACGUCAAGUCCAGCAACAUCCUGCUGGACCCGGACUUCCAGGCCAAGAUCGCCGACUUCGGGCUCGCCCGGAUCCUCGUCAAGUCCGGCGAGCCCCAGUCCGUGUCAGCCAUCGGCGGGACAUUCGGGUAUAUGGCUCCAGAGUAUGGGUACAGGCCAAAGGUGAACGAGAAGGUGGACGUCUACAGCUUCGGCGUUGUUCUGCUAGAGCUUACAACCGGCAAGGUCGCUAACGACAGCGGCGCGGACCUCUGCCUGGCGGAAUGGGCAUGGCGGCGGUACCAGAAAGGCGCGCCGUUCGACGACAUCGUCGACGAGGCCAUCCGGGAGCCGGCCUACAUGCAGGAUAUCCUGUCGGUGUUCACGCUCGGCGUCAUCUGCACGGGGGAGAACCCGCUGACGCGGCCGUCGAUGAAAGAGGUCAUGCACCAGCUCAUCCGGUGCGAACAGAUCGCCGCUAAGGCGGAGGCGUGCCAGGUGAGCUACGAGGGCAGUGGCGGUGGCGGCGGCACCCCGCUCCUCGAGUCGAGGAAGAAAGGCAGCCGGCGACGGAGCAUGUCUGAUUCCGGCCGAUGGAACGACGACGAGGAGGAGGACAGCGGCAACUUCGUUGUGCACGUGGUGUAG
This is a messenger RNA of Miscanthus lutarioriparius, 663 nucleotides long. The record is from the annotation of a GenBank genome assembly. NCBI's taxonomy places the organism in Eukaryota, Viridiplantae, Streptophyta, Magnoliopsida, Poales, Poaceae.